AUUCAACCUCCGUCCUCCAUCCUCCAUCUUUCAACCUCGCAACGGCAAGACACUGUUCGCGAAUUCAUCGCUGCACUCGACCAGCGUUCCCUUCGGCCUGUGUUACCUUCCUGUUCCACAUCUCGUUUUGUUCAUCUUUCCUUCGUGCUUCCUCGACUUCACUUCACCUCACCUCACCUCGCCUUUUGGAUCGCCCAAGUGUCUCGUUGGAUUACUUGUUGGAAUAUCGAUAGACCGAGCGAUAGGACCGUUCCUAAUGUCAUCAUCGGUAUCGGCAUCAUUCUCCAACAAACAUUUAAGAAGGCUGUUAUUUUCACUCUCUACAGAAGUUCACCCAGGCCAAAGGCCACCGUGCCUCCCUGACCGCUCCUCGACGUAGGCCAAGCGACUACAUCCGUCCCCCCAUCAGAGAGACUUCUUCGACAUUCAAGCCCCCCGCCAUGGGCGCCAGCAGCCUUCUAGCCAUGGCCAGGCGCUGUGCCAUCCGCCACAUCGACACACUCUAUGACGUUGGAAGCACCCACCCAUACUCCUUCUGGCGACCCAUCCUCCUCAAAGUCGACGACCCGGCUCAGCUCCGCACGCUGGAAGAGAAUUGCCCGCAACUCCGAGGCGAAACCGGGGAAAUCUGGCAGCGCUUCAUUCAGCGCGAUAUCCCACGCUGGGAGACAAAGCAGCGAGCGCCCGCGAACGAGAUCAAUUGGUGGAAACUGUACAGGAAGCUCAAAGCGGAAGCGGAUCGCGAGAAGGAUGCCCAGGAAGAGGCCCUCAAGGAGACCAUGAAGAAACUGAAAGAGGCGAAGCGCAAGAACACCACCACCAUUGUCGAGGCUAAGACCAUCACCAACUCGAUCCAUCAUCGUCGAUUUGGCGGCGCCGCGGGACCAAAAGCACCCCCAUCCGCGAAGAAUGCAAAGACUGCGCUCGACAAGCUGAAGAGAAGCAUGUACGAUUCACGCCAGGGUCAGCCGAAGGCAGCCAUGCUCCCGAACAAGCUCUUGGAGGAACGCAAGGGUCGUGUCGCGCAAGCCCCGAAAAGCAUGGUUGAGGAGAGGAGGAGGAUUCAGCUAGGAGCGCCGAGAACGAAGACAUGGACGAGCCAGCCUACCCCGAACACAGCUGCAAAAGCCUCGACUAUCGCAACGGGACACACCACGGAACAAGCUGCUGCGGAACAGGCUGCGAAAGAGGCGAGGCUGAGAGCACUCACCGCAGGCGGAGCGAGUGCACCCUUGAAGAAGCGCAAGAGGGCAGAGGUGGACCCGUUCAUGAAACCGGUCAAGCGCACGAAGCCUUGAAUGCUCUUGGGAAGCCUCGACUACUGAUUUCUUUCUUUCAUUUUCUCUUUUGCUGUUGUUGGGUUUCUUUCUGGACUAAAUGGAGGUCAGGUGGAUCUGCGGGAGCAUGGCAGGAUGGAUACCCUUUCUCACUGAGAAUUCCACAUGACGUUGGACUAAAUGGGGUUCAGGUGGAUCUGCGGGAGCAUGGCAGGACAGAUACCCUUUCUCACUGACAACCCCACAUGACGUACGUACCUACGAAAAGUUGAAUGAUAAAUGUUUAUGCA
Molecule: messenger RNA, 1567 nt
Organism: Mytilinidion resinicola
Lineage: Eukaryota; Fungi; Ascomycota; Dothideomycetes; Mytilinidiales; Mytilinidiaceae
Exons: 1
Coding region: 441-1298 (285 amino acids)
Biological process (GO): transcription elongation by RNA polymerase II
Cellular component (GO): nucleus; elongin complex
Source: RefSeq, a predicted model, not a curated record